Molecule: messenger RNA, 2875 nt
Organism: Agrilus planipennis (emerald ash borer)
Lineage: Eukaryota; Metazoa; Arthropoda; Insecta; Coleoptera; Buprestidae
Gene: Ocrl
Product: inositol polyphosphate 5-phosphatase OCRL-1
Exons: 15
Coding region: 241-2751 (836 amino acids)
Biological process (GO): signal transduction; phosphatidylinositol dephosphorylation
Cellular component (GO): membrane
Molecular function (GO): inositol phosphate phosphatase activity; phosphatidylinositol-4,5-bisphosphate 5-phosphatase activity
Source: RefSeq, a predicted model, not a curated record
GGUUGAGGAGUAAUUGGUUCGCAUCUAAAUAUGUUUAACACACGUGAAAAAUGGGAACAGCAUUGGAUGUCCGAAUAUAGACACAAUCAACACUAUUUCGUGGUACCUCUAUGAUUCUAAGAUCAACAAAAAUGGCGAGGAAGGUUAAGACAACAGUUGGAAAGGAAGGUUAUGUUUUGGUGUUUGUGUUUUAAAUCUUUAAAUGAAUGUUAUCUUUUAAAUUAGAAACGAAGAAGUAGCAUGUUAGGUGAUCAAAAUGAACUUAAUGUUGUACAGUCCAAAUUUUCAUCGAAUGAAUUGGUUGUAGCAGUUCAUACAAAUGCUCUCUUACUGGAACAAGAAGGCUGGGUAGAUAAUAGAAGAAUUUUGGCGUUGGUGAAGCACGAAUUUUCAUUUGCAUUGUUUGUUAUUCUGUCAGUGAACAUACCCCCUGUAAGUUUCUCAGAUCUUACAAUUGAGAGAAUAAUUCCAUUAGAUGAAUGCUUUUUGUGUGAUACAGAACCUAUUCCUCAAGAUUAUCAAAAUAUAAUAUUUAACAUUUACUAUAAAACAUUAAUUCUACCAUUUAAGGUGGAAAUUAGCACUGAAAGUUCGAAUUUUGCAUCUGAAGUUAUAACAGCCAAAGAAGUUAAGCCAGUGGAAUAUAAGGACUGUAUUUUUGCUUGGCUAGAUAAAUAUAAGGACUUAGACAAAAUAGUUAUGGACUUAAAUGAAAAGUUAGGAGAUUUUCCUCUUACUAGGCAAAAGAAUGGCCAAGGCCAAGGAAUUUCAGGAAAUAGAGAAUCUUUUUUAAAAUAUCAGCUUACACUUAAAGAACCUGAGUUUACUCAUCAACAAGAGUUUACGAUAUUUAUUGGAACAUGGAAUGUAAACGGUCAACCUCCAACUGCAUUGCGUAAAUGGUUAAGCUGUGAUGAAGAACCUCCAGAUAUAUAUGCUGUUGGUUUUCAAGAAUUAGAUUUAAGGAAAGAAGCAUUCUUGUGGAAUGAGACAACAAGGGAAGAAGAAUGGCAGAAAGCCGUUAUGGAAGCAGUUCAUCCCAAUGCAAAAUAUCGAUGUGUAGCUUUAGUACGAUUGGUAGGAAUUCAAUUGGUAGUCUUAAUAAAUAGCAAACAUUAUCAACAUGUUAAAAAUGUGGCCAUUGACACAGUGGGAACUGGAAUUUUAGGAAAAAUGGGAAAUAAAGGGGGUGUGUCAGUUCGUUUUGAGUUGCAUAAUACAUCAUUGUGUUUUGUAAAUAGCCAUUUAGCUGCUCAUGUAGAAGAAUAUGAAAGACGAAAUCAAGAUUAUCAUGAUAUAAACCUGAGAACCAAUUUUAGAAGACACCCACUUGCUAUAAGAGAUCAUGAUCAAGUUUAUUGGUUGGGAGACUUAAAUUAUCGAAUAACAGAUUUAACUACUGAUCAAGUCAAAUACUAUCUUUCAAAAAGCAAUUUGGAACCUGUUCUGCUAGCUGAUCAAUUGAAUCAGCAACGUAUUUUGUGCAGGGUUUUACAGGAUUACCAAGAAGGUGAUAUUACCUUCAUUCCAACUUAUAAGUACGAUUUAAAUUCGGAUAUUUUUGAUACAAGUGAGAAAGCUCGAGCUCCUGCAUGGACAGACAGAAUUUUAUGGCGCGGGAAGGGUAUAUAUCAGUCCGCCUACCGAAGCCACAUGGAGAUGAGAAUAAGUGAUCAUAAACCUGUCAGUGCCCUGUUUAAAUCGCAAAUAAGCGUUAUCGAUCAAGCCAAGUAUCGAAAAGUUCACGAGGAAGUAUUAAAAAGAAUGGACAAGUUGGAGAACGAAUUUUUACCCCAGGUCACCAUCGACUCAACUGAAGUUACCUUUGAACUUGUCAAAUUCAGGGAAGCGCAAUACAAAGAUAUUAUAAUUGCUAAUACGGGACAGGUCUUGGCUGAAUUCGAAUUUAUUAGAAAACCAAAUGAUACGUCGUAUUGUAAAGAAUGGCUUCGAAUAACACCUUAUAUUGGUUGUAUAAAGCCAGGUGAAAAAUGCGAUAUAAGAUUCGAAGUUAAUUUGGAGCAGCCUUUAGAAGAAUUGUAUGAUAUUUUGGUAUUACACUUGUCAGGAGGGAAAGACAUGUUCAUUACAGUAUCUGGUAAAUGCCAAAGGUCUUGCUUUACGACUUCCAUUAGUACUCUCUGUCGUGCCCCUAUACCUCUUCUGAAUUUGAACCCUGACCAGUUGCAACAUGCGGAAACACAACAGUCUCCAGUAUUAUAUUCUGUACCUCGGGAGCUUUGGCUCCUUGUGGAUCAUUUAUACAGGUAUGGAUUAAAAACAAAGGAGUUAUUUGAACUCAAUGCCUUAAAUGAGGACAUCGUACGUAUAAGAGAUUGGUUAGACUGGGGAUCAUUAGAUCCAAUUUCUGUACCAAUACAUGCAGUUGCUGAGGCUUUGUUACUCUUUUUGUCAUAUACCAAAGACCCCAUAAUACCAUAUCAUCUGCAUGAUGCCUGCAUAGCAGCCUCUUCAAAUUAUCAGAGUUGUAAACAGAUAAUAGUUCAAAAACUUCCGGAUUUGGAGCGGAACGUCUUCCUCUACCUAUGCAUGUUUUUGCAAGAACUUUUGAAGCAUUCAAAUGAAAAUGGAUCAGAUGUGAAAACAUUGGCCACACUUUUUGGGGAUAUCUUACUCCGAGAUCCUGUUCGUAAUUCGAGACCUCAAGCUAACAGGGGAAAGGCAAGUUUCCUAUACCAUUUUCUUGUGAACGAUCAGAGUUGUUUAUUAAUCGUACCAAAUAAUAAAUAAGUCUUUCAUGCCUAAUAUUCGUACGUAAAAAACAAACACAGACGAGAAGGCUAACGGGUUGUCUCUAAUGAAGUGGUUUUCGUAUAUCAGUUGAUAAGUUUCUUUAAUGAUAAUUAUCAGUGCC